Molecule: messenger RNA, 1008 nt
Organism: Ogataea philodendri
Lineage: Eukaryota; Fungi; Ascomycota; Pichiomycetes; Pichiales; Pichiaceae
Exons: 1
Coding region: 1-1008 (335 amino acids)
Biological process (GO): protein N-linked glycosylation
Cellular component (GO): Golgi membrane
Molecular function (GO): glycosyltransferase activity
Source: RefSeq, a predicted model, not a curated record
AUGUUCAAAUCCUCUUCGGCGUCUGAGCCGUAUUCCAAAUCGCUGAAACCGGCGUCCAGGCGUCAGUUCAAUCAAUUCAGCACAAUAGCGUCGCACAUACGACGUCGGCCGUACCUGUUGUUACUACUGCUGCCGUUGCUGUUCCUGAUACCCCAUUAUCAUAAAACCCCGAAGGUGGUGAUCAUUCUCGCUGCGAACGAGGGAGGAGGAGUGCAACGGUGGAAGACGCCCCAGGAGUGGUCUGUGGAACGGUCAUCCAUUGCAAACAAGCGCGACUACGCCGAAAGACACGGAUACGUGCUUUCUAUCAAAGACACAGCAUUGAAAAGACGAUACAGCCACGAAUGGCGCGAGGGGUGGGAAAAAGCCGACAUUCUCAAGCAAACCAUGAGACAGUACCCGCAGGCAGAGUGGUUUUGGUGGCUGGACUUGCACACGUUCAUCAUGGAGCCCGACAUCUCGCUGGAGGAAUAUCUGUUAAAAGAUCUCGAGUCUCGCACCUACAGAGACCUGUCAUACUGGAACCCACUGCGGAUUGUUGUGGAUUCUCCGUAUGUGGACGUGAAGAAUUCGCCCGUCGACAUGAUCAUGGCCCAGGACUGCGGAGGGUUCAAUCUCGGCAGUUUCCUUGUGCGCAGGUCGCCAUGGACAGACAUGCUGCUUGAUCUCUGGUGGGACCCCGUGUUGUACGAGCAGAUGCACAUGAGCUGGGAACACAAGGAACAGGAUUGUUUGGAGACUCUAUAUAGUUCCCAGCCAUGGAUCAGAGAACGCAUUGGGUUUGUCCCGCUAAGAGCAAUCAACAGCUUUCCUCCAGGUGCCUGCGCCGAUCAAAAGGACGAUCCGCAAUUUUUCUACAACGAAAAAGACCGCGACUUCUUGGUCAACAUGGCCGGCUGUAACUUCGGUGAUCGUUCGUGCUGGAACGAGUAUGAUCACUACAGAAACUUGCAAAAACGACUAAACAGCAGAAACAGAUGGUGGUGGUUACCCGGCUGGUUCAAAUAA